AUGGAGAUGGAGUCUGCAAGAAGGUCUCGGAAGUUGGACAUCCAGGAACUCGAGGAAAUUAGAAACAAUACAUAUGAAAAUGCUCGAGUUUAUAAAGAAAAGACAAGGGCAUUUCAUGAUAAGUUAAUCACUAAGAAGCAGUUUUCAAUAGGACAAAAAGUUCUCCUAUACGACUCCACCUUAAAAAUUUUCGCUGUGGAAAUUCAAAGCAAAGAAACUUGGAAGUGCUUUAAGGUGAAUGGUCAACGACUGAAACCCUUUUACGAGAAUUUUCAAAUGCACACAGUUGAGGAGAUUGUUCUCGAGAAGCCCAAAAUUUGA
Molecule: messenger RNA, 321 nt
Organism: Gossypium raimondii (Peruvian cotton)
Lineage: Eukaryota; Viridiplantae; Streptophyta; Magnoliopsida; Malvales; Malvaceae
Exons: 2
Coding region: 1-321 (106 amino acids)
Source: RefSeq, a predicted model, not a curated record